Messenger RNA from Salvelinus fontinalis (brook trout), 3708 nucleotides. Its product is annotated as fibroblast growth factor 18-like. Lineage: Eukaryota; Metazoa; Chordata; Actinopteri; Salmoniformes; Salmonidae. Gene Ontology annotation, molecular function: type 1 fibroblast growth factor receptor binding; growth factor activity; type 2 fibroblast growth factor receptor binding. Gene Ontology annotation, biological process: fibroblast growth factor receptor signaling pathway; positive regulation of cell population proliferation; positive regulation of protein phosphorylation. The coding region runs from base 1553 to 2182 and encodes 209 amino acids. Gene Ontology annotation, cellular component: cytoplasm. The record is from RefSeq and is a predicted model, not a curated record. The transcript has 5 exons.
UUGUGCCUGCCGACUGACUCGCCUCUCCCUUACAGCACUCCCAUCCACGGUAAAGACGAGCUUUUUGCGGAAGAAAAACGCUUUUUAUAUACAUGCUGUAGCUGGAGAAUAGACGCAGCUGUGUUCUUUCUGUAUUUUCUCCUGUGCUUUCCUCUCGUCACUGAAUGAAAGAGGGAGGCUGAGAGAGAGAGAGAGAGAGGGAGAGACGGGGCAGGUUCUGGGGUGAUCUGUCAAUGUGAUUAGGUAAACGUCGUUGAAGCGCAUGCAUUCACUUGUAUUUCUUUACAAACAGGAGAAGUAGACCUGUCUCUUCUGCACUGCAACGGUCGGUUCCAACUGAGCCAUCCAGACUUUGGUGCCUUUACAGGAAAACUGCUAACUUUCUACGUUUAAAAAAUUACUAAAAAGAUCGGAUUGCAUUUUUUCCUUCAAACAUUUUUGAGGUGAUGUCAUCGCGCUCUGUUUUGGCUGGUAUUGUGCCGGAGCUCAGGGAGGACCGCAGCCAGGCAACCAGCGGUUGAAACCGCCGGGAAAGUCCGAGAAAUCAGGUGCAGAGAGCGCCUGUCAUUUCCGUGCUGUCGCGGGUGGCUGGGUCCGCCACCCAGUCACAGCUGUUCCCAUCCUCUCAAACUCCCCCUCCCUCCAUCCCUACCUCUAUCUCCCUCCCCUCCUCCCUUUCAUUCAACUCUCUCCAUCUCCAUCUGAGCUGGACCGCUACGGGCUCUUAACCACAUUAUUUGACACUGUUGUUCGGUGUCCCCGGGGGCAGAGAAUUCGUGACCCAUCGUGGGGUCGCAGCCAUGACCGAGCCCGCCCUGCAGCACCCGGCGCCCGCAGAAGCCCCUUCUUCACGCCGCCCUCGCCUCCAGCCCGUCCAGGUACCCCGCCUCCCGCAGCGCCUGGCAUUGCCUCGCAGGGACUAGAGAACUUGGGCGUGCUCCAGCCUGCGUCCAGACUACCACUCCUCCUUUCACCAUCCCUCAUUCUGCGUCUCAUCUCUUCAAAUCCGUCUCUAAUGUGGACUUUUCUCAGAAUAAAGUUAUUGACCUAGUAUAAGCUUUAUUGUCGCACUAAAACACCAAUACGAACGUGGAUUACGCAUAAGAUUACCGGGAGAAAACAUCGUCACUAAAUCACAUUGGAGUGAUUUUGACUGACAUUAGUUUCUUUAUUGAUACGUAGCAGGUGAGUCGAUUGGAGUUUAGCCUUUAUGAGUCGUGAACGCGCUUUCACCUGUUCCUCUCCAGCCCGGAGGUGCGCAACUGUUUGAUGACCUAACCUCCCCCCCGCGCCCCGCCCCUCCCCGUUGCACCGGCCACCGUGACAGCCAAGAGAGGUAGCCCUCCAGUCACAGUGGCACGGCCACCCCCACCCCACAACCCGCCCUGCCCGUGCCCUCACACCCGCGCCGCCGAUGCCAAAUGACUCUUUGACCCUCCACUCCGUCCAGCGGAUUAUAAACACACAAGUGAACUCUCCGGACUGUCGGACCGGCUCUGACCGAGCGAGGCGAUUGACUCUGGGCGAAGUUCCCUAGUGGAGGGGGGAAGCGAUGCGGUCCCUUCUCUCCACGCUGGCUGUCUUAUGUAUCCAGAUGUUGCUGGUGAUGUGCAAUCCAUUGCAGCAGGUGUUUGGCGUGGAUGGGGUUAACUUCAGCGUGCACGUGGAGAACCAGACCCGGGUGAGAGACGCUAUGAGCCGGCGGCACCACCGGGUCUACCAGCUCUACAGCCGCACCAGCGGCAAACACGUCCAGGUGCUGGGGAGACGCAUCAGUGCCCGCGGAGAGGACGGAGACAAAUAUGCCCAGCUUGUAGUGGAGGCCGACACCUUUGGUAGCCAGGUGAGAAUCCGUGGCAAAGAAACCAACUUCUACCUGUGCAUGAACCGCCGCGGCAAGCUGGUGGGAAAGAAGGCCAGUAAUAAAAGUGAAGACUGCGUGUUCGUGGAGAAGGUUCUAGAGAACCACUACACCGCAUUGAUGUCAUCCCGCUACGCAGGCUGGUACGUUGGCUUCACCAAGCGGGGGCGACCUCGCCGCGGCCCCCACACGCUGCCCAACCAGCAGGACGUCCACUUCAUGAAGCGCUUCCCGCCCGGGGAGUACCCUGAAACCACGCCCUUCCGCUUCACAACGGUCAACAAGAGGAGCAAGAGGGUCCGUGCCACCGGGCCCCGCUAGCAGCUAACGCUAAUGGCUACCCUCCAUCUGCUGCCCAUUGCCACCUGUACCUGCUUAUUCAGUAAUCGCUAACGGGAUAACAUUGACCCUUCCUCUGGACUUUAAUACAUGCUAAUUGGCUAACCUGAAGCUGAUCGAUAGUGGGCCAGAGAUACACCCAGACUCCUGACCCCACCUAACGCUUCCUGCUACUGGGAUAACAUGUACCCUCCUCUGGACCCUGAUUGGUAGUUUUACUAACUGUGCUAGUGCCACAGUACAUCCACUAACGUGACCCUUGACCCUGCUAAGCCAUCACUGCCCCAGGCUCCACGAUCUCUGUCCAUUGACUGAAGGCCACUAGCUUAUAACCCUGCUAUCACAACUAGCCCAUCAACCUGGCCCACUCCCCUGCCAGGCCCAGAAACUAUGACAAGGCCCCUGAAAGCUAGCUAAACUGAUGACCAGGCUUUCCAACUUGUGUAGGCCUUGUUUCCUCUCCAACCUCCAAGCUUGAACGUAAUGGGCUAUUGCACUGUCCCUGGCCAGUUCAUCUCUAGUUUAGAAUGGACAAACAAAAACCGGCCACUUUUCUGGUUUAUCAAGCAGCCAUGCUUUAAGGUAAACACUAUUGCUCUGCUAAACAAGAAUGAGUUCAGUCUAUUCUCGAAACUGCGGGUUUAAACUCCUUUUGAGGGCUAAAAUGUAGCUAAGCUAGCUACACUGUGAUAGCCCCAACCUUACUCACAGGCUUGGACCAGUACAGCUAUCUGACGCUGUCCAGGACUCACUGGAUGAUACCCACUAAUGGACCAAAAGACAGAGACAGGAGAGACAGACAGAUGGACAGACUGAAAGUCUAUGAGACAGUGGCGUCAUGAGAGAAACUGUGGAGCAACAGGUGGACAAACAGCACAAGGAACACAGGAAGUCAGUGGAGUGGGGAUCAAGCCACAGUCAGGGACUAGACAGAAUGGCACUGUGGAAAAAUGGACAGACUGCUUUGACGCACUUCUCUCUGUCUCACCCCCGCCUUAGUGAGAAGAAUCUGUCAGACUUGGGGUGAAUGAAUGUGAAUGUAUGUACAGUAUGUGAGUGUAAGGGCACCAAAGACCAUUUGGGGGGAAUCUGGAAAGGGACUAGAGGCCUAAAUUAUCCCUAGGCAACCUCCCCCAGCAACUCACUGAUGUGACGGAAGCUUUAAGAACUGGAAUGUACAAACCAAGCUGAACCAAAAACAAACCAAAUCUAAUGACCACCAAAGACAACUGGAGACCAGCACCAUGACACCUCCCCAAUUCCCACUGCCAGGACAGAACACCCUCUUCUUAUAGGCUCAGAGGGUGAUGACGGGCGCGUGGUGGAAGGGUGCCUUCUCUUCAUAUAUGCGUUGCUAUAGAAACGACCCAGGGGAUGACGCUCCUGUGCGAUACCAUGGAUACAGAAUGCUGCUACCAGGACAUUCAGUGAAACACCAAAGUCUUAUACACAAAAUAUAAAGGGAACAAUUUAUUAAAAGUUAUAUAAAGAUGACAAAAAAAACAAAA